UUGAGAAAGGGCUGAUGGGAAUAUCGUCACAUUUUCCUUAAAUUUUUUAAAUUCGGUCUCAGCACGGAAAGCGCGUUUUUGUUCAAUUUCAUUUUGUCUGGACAAAUACGCUGCGUGAUCUGUGCUGUUAUUUGUACUUCAGCAUGGCGGUGGUCAUCCGUUUACAGGGACUCAAAAUCACUGCAGGCUCUGAGGACAUUCGAAAUUUCUUCACCGGCCUGAAAAUCCCUGAUGGCGGGGUGCACAUUAUUGGUGGGCCGCUUGAGGAGGCUUUCAUCAUCUUUGCGUCCGAUGAGGACGCGAGACGGGCGAUGAGCCGUUCCGGAGGGUGCAUAAAAGGGUCCCCGGUAAACCUCCUGCUGAGCAGUAAGGCUGAAAUGCAGAACAUUCUGGAAGCAAACACGAAGAAACCUGAGGUGAACAAAAGGAGGAUGUACAACGAGGGGUUCAGACGAGCAGAUGCCCACCUGCCGUCUCCUACCUUUGCUGACAAUCUCUUGGCAGAAGCACGAAGAAUGGACCAUUUGGGAAUGGGUAGCACCUCCGGCUCAGCCGUUCAGAAGGAGAUGCACAUUCAUCAGACAAGGAAGACACUAGCUGCUGGAACUGAUGGCUUGUACCUGCAUUUGCAGGGAUUGCCCUUUUCUGUGUCAGUGGAAGAUGUGAGACUGUUUUUCCACGGGUUGCAGGUGGAGGACGUCAUCCUGAUGAAAAACCGCCGGGGCCAGAAUAAUGGGAGUGGUAUAGUAAAGUUUGCAACGCUGCAUGAUUCUCAUGAGGGCUUGAAGCGCGAUCGUGAGUACAUUGGUUCUCGGUUUGUGGAAGUAAACUCCUGCUCAGAGCAGCAGUGGAUAGAAGCAGGAGGACACACGGGACCGUACCUGGACAACAAUGUUGACUUUGUCAGAGAGCCUCUUCCAGCUUACGUGGAGAAGAGGUAUGCUCAAGAACGCACAAGAUCAAGAUCGCCGGUCCCAUACAGGUCUCGGUCUUCCUCCCCUUCGGGUGAUGAGUAUUGUGUACUCUUGGAAAACCUCUCCUACUCGGUAGAAAAGAGUGACAUAAAAGCCUUCUUCUAUCCCUUGGACCUGAAAGAUGACCAGAUUCUUCACCUGCAGGACAGGUAUGGCAAGAGGACAAGGGAGGCUUUUGUGCUGUUCAAGAGCCUUAGAGACUACUGUGCCGGCCUAGCCCGCCACAAAGACAGUUUUGCUAACCGAACAGUCUACGUUUCUCCGAUUUCAAAGGAAAAAAUGGUGGCAAUGUUGGAGUCCAUGGAGCAGAAGAUGGAGAAAUACCAUGAAAGGUCCAGCAGGUCACUGGAGAAGUCUCCAUAUUCUCAGAAACCACGGUAUGAAUCUGAAAGGAUCUGCAUCUAUGUCCGCAACCUGCCUUUUGACGUGCGCAAGGUGGAGAUCAUGGACUUCUUCCAAGGCUUUGCUAUAUCAGAAGAGACGGUCUACCUGCUGCGUGAUGAAAAGGGGGCCGGACUUGGUGAGGCUUUGGUGACAUUUCUCUCAGAGGCAGAGGCACUGAGGGCUGAGACUCUGAAUGGGCAGAGGUUCCUCGGUUCCGAAGUGAUGCUCAAAUGCAUCUCCAGGGCGCAGAUGCUAGAGUUUGGUGUAGUGGACCAUCCACAGCAGAGUCUGGAGGAACCUUCAAGGUCAAGGAGUCCAGAGGGCUACGCUUCCAGGCACGGGGAAGCGUCCCACUUUUCCCAUGAUGGAGAAUACUUGGACUUCAGGGUCCCUAAUGAUGUCCACAUGACCCUGAGGGACCCGCCGCUCCACUCUCAUGGAGACAAUGACAGGUUUGAGUCACACCAGGAAAGCCAUGACAUAUUUGGUGUCCGAGGGGAUGGACCUACACAGAGAGGACUUGAUAACCUUGCGCAACAGUUCGAUGGACCUGCUUGUCUGAAGCUGGUUAAUUUGCCGUUGAAAAUCACUAUUGAUGAGAUCUAUGACUUCUGCUAUGGGUACCGGGUGAUUCCAGGAUCCGUCUCUUUGCAGUAUAACAGGAAUGGAGUUCCCAAAGGAUCUGCAACUGUGGUCUUUGAAUCUCGGCAGGAGGCACUGACAGCAAUUCAGGAACUGAGUGGAAGACCAAUUGGGACCAAAAAAAUAAAAUUACUUUUCAUUUGAAUCCUUUGCAUUUGGUUUGCAAAGGUUUAUUUUUUCUUUAACUGCUAAAAAACUAAGCUUUGGAAAAAGUGCCCUCCAAGUUGCAGCCUUUUUUGGUUGGUUGAAAAAAUAUUCUACAGAUUGGGUUAGCUGUAUUGUUCUGAAAUGAGAGACAGCGUAAAAAUUUGUCUGCUGUGAUUAGAUGUGGUUUUGAAUGUUCACAAAAAUGUGCCAAGCCGGGGAGAGCAGAACCAGUGGUCUGCAUAAUUAAAAAAAAAAUUACUUGCGUUACAAUUAAGCACAAGCCUCAUUCCCAGUGUUUUCACUCUGAUUAUAAAUGUGAAACAAUUCAACAAUAUGAUAUUUUGAUAAUGUAAUAUUACACACAAGUACUCUGUCAAACAGUUUUAUGGUUAACUGAGAAUAUGUAGCAUGUUUGUUUAA
Molecule: messenger RNA, 2567 nt
Organism: Megalops cyprinoides (Indo-Pacific tarpon)
Lineage: Eukaryota; Metazoa; Chordata; Actinopteri; Elopiformes; Megalopidae
Gene: rbm12bb
Product: RNA binding motif protein 12Bb
Exons: 2
Coding region: 144-2144 (666 amino acids)
Biological process (GO): regulation of RNA splicing
Cellular component (GO): ribonucleoprotein complex; nucleoplasm
Molecular function (GO): RNA binding
Source: RefSeq, a predicted model, not a curated record